Ilyonectria robusta is the source of this 1845-nucleotide messenger RNA. RefSeq lists its product as uncharacterized. The transcript has 2 exons. Gene Ontology annotation, biological process: regulation of DNA-templated transcription. Lineage: Eukaryota; Fungi; Ascomycota; Sordariomycetes; Hypocreales; Nectriaceae. Gene Ontology annotation, molecular function: DNA-binding transcription factor activity, RNA polymerase II-specific; zinc ion binding. Bases 127 to 1701 code for a protein of 524 amino acids. The record is from RefSeq and is a predicted model, not a curated record.
ACAACGCCCACGCGUCUGAAUAUUGCUCUUUGAUCCAACUGUUUUCCCUCUUUCUGUCUCGCUUCGGCCGUGUGACCCCAGAUUCGUCAAGCCAGCCUGCGCGUCAGAUACAAUCUGCCGCUAUCUAUGCUGUCCUUGCCUCCGGACGAUCCGGCCGCGGAGGAUACAGUUCCUCCGCAGCCUCGACGCAAGAGGGCCAAGCACACCCGCUCCAGACUUGGCUGUGGAGUGUGUCGCAUCCGUCGAAUCCGCUGCGAUCGCACGCGGCCUUCGUGCGACCGUUGCACCACCACUGGCCGCAAAUGCGACGGAUAUCCUGCUACUACAGAUGACCCCCUGGAGCCGGGUGCUAACGGUCCGGGCGUGUCUCGGCCGUUAUUGCGGGCUCAGUCCCACGCUCUGCAAAUGUCCCCUCGAGAACUCCCCCUCUCCAUCGGUUCGCAGGCGGGCCGGUCUUUACACUACUUUCAACACAACACAGCCCUUGAGUUUUCUGGUUAUUUUAACAGCGAUCUCUGGAACACUCUAGUACUGCAGGUCAGCCGUCGCGAAACUUGCGUGCAGCAAAUGGUAGUUGCCUUGGGCUUACUGCAUGAAAGCUUCCAUCACGAUCAUGGUGCGACCAGAUGUACCUCUACAGCCAGAGCCCUAAGACAGCAGGCUACCAACGAGUAUGCCUUGGGGAUUGGGCUUUUGAAUAGCCACAUCUCUACCCAAGGCUGGGCUAGCCUUGAAAUCACCCUUCUUUGCUCUCUCCUCUGCGUCGCCUUCGAAUGGCUGCGCGGCGACUAUUUUGCUGCCCAAACACACUUGUGGAGCAGCAAUUCCAUCAUGGCUCAGUGGUAUGACAAGAAACACCCUCAGCUCAAUGCCACCUCGUUGUCUUCGCCUAGUGGACAUAUGAUUCGGACGAGGCUGAGACCAGUCUCUACAAGCUUAGUGCUGCAAGCCCGGAGCAUGCCAACGUCUUUAUUACUGCCGUGGAACUCGGUUUUUGGCGUGCAAAGUGAUAUCCAGCCCUUUCAUAGCCUUCAGCAAGCAAGGGACAGCCUCGAUGUGUUAUUGGCCGAUGCUCUUCCCGAUACCGUUACUGAUAGGACCACUGGCCAAAUUGACAGCGAGAGGGUCUGGGAUAUCUCUUGUCGGUUGUCACAAUGGUCACAACAUUUCGAAAAUUAUCUCUCAACGAGUGAUCCAGAGGAAUUAUCCAGCCCCCCUGCGACGAUAAUGAAGCUGUGGCACACCACUGCAAGGAUCCUUCUUACGGCUACUUUGAGAGAUGACGAAGGAAGUUUCGACAGCUUUCUACCUGAAUUUACAGACACUGUUGAAAAAGUAGAAGGACUUCUUUCCUCAUCCUCGACGACAUUUUCUGUCGAUAUUGGAGUAGUCCCUCUGCUGUACUACGUUGCUCUCAAGUGCCGUCACCCUCGGGUCCGACGGCAGGCUAUCAAGAUGCUGGUCGAUUCUCCGCGCCGAGAAGCAGUAUGGGAUAGUUUGGGUGCGGCUUGCGUUGUUCAAGAGGUCCUUGAAGUGGAGGAAAGAGGUCUCGGGGAGGUCUGCAGUCAUCUAGACGUUCCUUUCGCUGCUCGAGUAUGCAACAUGCGUGCUGUUACCGACGUUGAAAAUCGCAGGAUUCGAAUAAUUACUAUGCAGCAAGGGCCUAAAAUCUGGAAUGAAGAGAAAGUUUUGAUAUGGUGAUGGGUAAAUCAAGACUUUGAACAAAUUAUACAUGCCUAGCCUAGAAAUCUUGGUCUGUUUGAGUAACUGCUGGCCUUUGAGUGAACUGGGUAUAUCGUCUGUAUUGUUGGUAUUUCCUUUUACUGUUGAGCUUCUAGUCCCCCC